Talpa occidentalis (Iberian mole) is the source of this 1338-nucleotide messenger RNA. RefSeq names its product T-box transcription factor T (gene TBXT). NCBI's taxonomy places the organism in Eukaryota, Metazoa, Chordata, Mammalia, Eulipotyphla, Talpidae. The coding region runs from base 1 to 1338 and encodes 445 amino acids. Gene Ontology annotation, molecular function: DNA-binding transcription factor activity, RNA polymerase II-specific; RNA polymerase II cis-regulatory region sequence-specific DNA binding. Gene Ontology annotation, biological process: positive regulation of DNA-templated transcription; regulation of transcription by RNA polymerase II; somitogenesis. The record is from RefSeq and is a predicted model, not a curated record. Gene Ontology annotation, cellular component: nucleus. The transcript is spliced from 8 exons.
AUGAGCUCCGCGGGCGCGGAGGGCGCGGGCCGGGGCGCGCAGCACCGCGUGGACCACCUGCUGAGCGCCGUGGAGAGCGAGCUGCGCGCGGGCAGCGAGAAGGGGGACCCCACGGAGCGCGAGCUGCGCGUGGGCCUGGAGGAGAGCGAGCUGUGGCUGCGCUUCAAGGAGCUCACCAACGAGAUGAUCGUCACCAAGAACGGCCGGAGGAUGUUCCCGGUGCUGAAGGUGAGCGUGUCUGGCCUGGACCCCAACGCCAUGUACUCCUUCCUGCUGGACUUCGUGGCGGCCGACAGCCACCGCUGGAAGUACGUGAAUGGGGAGUGGGUGCCGGGGGGCAAGCCGGAGCCCCAGGCGCCCAGCUGUGUCUACAUCCACCCAGACUCCCCCAACUUCGGGGCCCACUGGAUGAAGGCGCCCGUGUCCUUCAGUAAAGUCAAGCUCACCAACAAGCUCAACGGAGGGGGCCAGAUCAUGCUCAACUCCUUGCACAAAUAUGAGCCCCGAAUCCACAUAGUGAGAGUUGGGGGCCCGCAGCGCAUGCUCACCAGCCACUGCUUCCCCGAGACCCAGUUCAUAGCAGUGACCGCCUACCAGAAUGAGGAGAUCACUGCUCUUAAGAUUAAAUACAAUCCGUUCGCAAAAGCAUUCCUGGACGCCAAGGAACGGAGCGACCACAAAGACAUGCUGGAUGAGGCGGGGGACAGCCAGCCGUCCGGCUACUCCCAGUCAGGGGGCUGGCUCAUUCCUGGCACCAGCACUCUCUGCCCGCCGGCCACGCCACACCCGCAGUUCGGAGCUCCCCUCUCCCUGCCCUCUGCACACGGCUGUGACCGGUACCCCGCACUGAGGAGCCACCGCCCUGCCCCCUACCCCAGCCCCUACACACAGCGGAACAGCUCUCCCACCUACCCUGACACCUCCUCCACGUGCUUGCCCAUGCUCCAGUCCCACGACAACUGGUCCAGCCUGGGGGUGCCUACCCACUCCGGCGUGCUCCCCGUGAGUGCCCACUCCAGUGUGCUCCCCGUGAGCGCUAAUGCCGGCCCGCCCGCGGGCUCCAGCCAGUACCCCAGCCUGUGGUCCGUGAGCAACGGCGCCAUCGCUCCGGGUGCCCAGACACCAGGGGUGCCCAAUGGGCUGAGCACCCAGUUCUUCCGAGGCACCUCAGGCCACACUGCACCCCUCGCCCACCCAGCCUCGGUGGCCUCCUCCUCAGCAUCCCCCCUGUACGAAGGGGCUGCCCCGGCCGCAGACAUCACCAACAGCCAGUACGACUCUGCAGCCCAGGCCCGGCUCAUCGCCCCCUGGACGCCUGUGUCCCCGUCCUCCAUGUGA